This is a messenger RNA of Gambusia affinis (western mosquitofish), 5634 nucleotides long. Its product is annotated as HMG box-containing protein 1-like. The record is from RefSeq and is a predicted model, not a curated record. The coding region runs from base 605 to 2086 and encodes 493 amino acids. The transcript is spliced from 13 exons. Gene Ontology annotation, biological process: regulation of transcription by RNA polymerase II. Gene Ontology annotation, cellular component: nucleus. Gene Ontology annotation, molecular function: DNA-binding transcription factor activity, RNA polymerase II-specific; RNA polymerase II cis-regulatory region sequence-specific DNA binding; RNA binding. Lineage: Eukaryota; Metazoa; Chordata; Actinopteri; Cyprinodontiformes; Poeciliidae.
UUCAUUGAAGUCUUUUACGGCUUUUAAAUCGCUGAAUUUGAGAAGACGUAACAGAGUUGAACAUAUAUGUAUCUAAACUCAGAACAGGAGUAAAAACACGAAGCUGUCAGCGCUCGUUUAUUGCUGUAAAUGCAGUUUCGCAGCUCGCUCCCGUAAAGCUUUCAUUGUUGACGUUGUUUUGUUGUACUGCGUUUUACGCAAUAGGACGUCUUAGCCAGUUAACUCGGCCUAGUCAUUUUUUCACCUUCCGAAAAUUACUCUCGACCUGAGUUAGUCUGCCUCGGUUCCGAAUGUAACGCCUUUGUUCUUGUUCUUUUAUCGACGUGACUUUCACUGUACUUUCCUUUGAAGUUGUACAAAACGUAAAGACUUCGACAUUUGUGGCGUUUCUUUUUAUUAUGACAACGGCCAGUAUUCCGCCAUUCUGCUCUUCUAAAUACCUUUAUCCGAGUUUAUUACAUUGGUUUCCACUUGUUAUUUAAAGUGUAUAUUCUCCGUCCUUUUCUGAACUGAAUGAAUGGACUUUAAAUGCGCAUGCGCGCUGGACCUGGACGUUUAUAAACAAGGCAUCGUCACAGGACAAUAGUGAUGUAACAGUUACAUCAUGGUUUGGGAGGUGAAAAAUCCACCUCUUCCAUCAAGCAACUCCCAUGAUUGCAACAUGCAACAGGCUGACCAUCAGACUCAAUACACAGGAAGAAUGAGCGCUGACGGGGACCAGGCUCAUGAUCCGCUACGCUGUGACGAACACUUCCUCUCCUCCCCCGGGAUCCCCACCAGCGACAGCUUCAUGGAAUAUGACGACCUGCCAGACCUCCAGGAGGUUCGGGAGGAACUAACGGUGGAGCCCGUUUACCAGGUGGAGCUUGGUGUGUCGCACCAGGAGCGGCCUCAGCCUCCAGAGACGCUUUGGCUCACACAGCUGGCUCACAUCGCUACGGGGCCCCAGAGCCCGCUUCUACAGGACCUGCCUCACAGCAGCUCCUCUGCAGUCUGCAUCCCCAGCACUAGCAGUGAUCUACACACCUACGCUCGUCCUCCACCUACUCUCCAGAUCAGCUCGUCGCCCUCUAGAGUUCACAGCAGGGAGCGACAUCGCAGCAGGACGAGCAGCGAGUGUGGCUCAGUCGUAUCAACCAGGUCCUCCCUGUCUGAUGAUGAGGACAUGGGCUGGAGUUUCUCCUGUCCACCCACAGUCUGGCACUGCUUUCUAAAAGGAACUCGCCUGCGUUUUCACAGCGGCUCAUGUAUGAACUGGCAGGAUGUUGAGGACAUGGGGUCUGGUGAAGAACACUGUGUCGAUGAGGAGCGCUCAAGAUUCCUGAAGAGUUAUGGCUCUGAGGGCCUGCAGCUGGUUGAGCACGAAGAAACUGUGUCUUGUGGUCAGGCCGUCUUGCAGCUAACCUUUGACCCUGGCGUAUUUGGACAUACGCCAGUCACGGCCCGGUGCCAACUGGAUCACCCUUUCUAUGUCAAAAACAAAGGAUGGUCCUCGUUUUACCCAAGCUUGACUGUGGUGCAUUAUGGGAUACCGUGCUAUGAAAUGGAAGUGGGUGAUAUGUGCCUGCCUCCUGGACACCGGGAUGCUAAGCAUACGGAUGAUUCGCUAGUGUUUGACACAUUUAGAAGUUAUGACUUCACUCCUCUGGACUCCUCCGCUGUUUACCUGCUGAGCAGCAUGGCCAGACGCCGACAUGCCUCACAGUCCAGCGGGGGCGCCGUUUCUCCCGACAGAGACACAAAGCGAGAUAGCCACAGUCCCAGCCAUUCCCUCUCCAAACAUCCAAAGCCAGCUAAAGCGCAAGCUAGCAGCAGUGCCUCGCCCAAUAAGUGCAAGCGGCCAAUGAACGCCUUCAUGCUGUUCGCCAAGAAGUUCAGAGUGGAGUACACGCAGAUGUAUCCCGGCAAGGAUAACAGAGCCAUCAGCGUCCUCCUGGGCGAGCAGUGGAAGAAAAUGCGAAGCGAGGAACGCCGCAUGUUCACCCAGCAGGCCAAGGCGCUCGCCGACGAGCAGAAGAGGCUCAACCCCGAUUGCUGGAAGCGCAAAAGAACCAACUCCCAGGGCUGUCAAGGAAAUCAAAGCUGAACCGACGAAGCGUGUGGGACUACACGCAGUCGGAGAAAAAAAGGAUUCAGUACCACAUCCUGCAUUGAGCUUAUGUGUUUAUGAGACACACAGCUGCUCUUGCCUCGAAGCAUGUUUAAAACAAAAAAAGUUAGCGUACCUACCGAUGGGUGUGGUGUCUCCCCGAACCACAGGUUUUAACUUUGAGUGGCGUUCCUCAAUUCACAAAAUGUGAUCUUGUGAAAACAGAGAGACUGUGGGUAAUCUCAGCGUCUCUCUUUAUGCUUGAACCAGGUGGAGGUUGUGGUGCUGUAGCAUUUUAGCCAAAGCAGUGUAGCCAAUUUCUCUAAAAUCUACGCCAUAAAAUAGGAUAUAUGCAAUGUAUUUUCUUGCCUGUACUAUUUGUAUUUAAACUAUGUUUUAUUGCACACAAUUAUAUGAUAUGUAUUUAGUGUUAGCCUAUUUUAGCCUUGCUUUAAUGCAGCUUUAGUGCAUAAUGUUCAUCUACUAAACAAAUUCACACCAAACCUAGCAUCAAUUCAUUAACACUUAAAGGGAUAGCUCGGGAGUUUUAAUCCAAGGUUCUGCUGGAGAGUUAUCUUACCUGCAACAGAUAACACGCUUUAUUUAGUGUGAGACAACAACAUUAGCUGAUCUCAGAGGCUAAUGCUAAUGUCUAGUCUAAGAGGGGCCAAAACGAAGGCCUAGAAGAACUCCAAUCUCAAAAAGGCCUUGAGCAUGUAAUCUAUCUUUCCACUCAUUGGCUGUUUAAAAGAACCCGGUUAUUAUUAUUUAAGCUGAUAAUUAUCAGCUUGGAUGCGGUGCGCCACCUAUUAUCGUUCUAUAUGAAACAUAUCAUUUUGACUGACAGUGAACAUGUGAUAUAAAAGUAAAACAGUGAAAAUAUUACAGGUUUUUUUUCUGGAACGUUAUUGUAUUGCAGUGUAAAUAUUUGGAAAUACAUUUUAAAUUAGCUUUAGCCAUAGCAAUUGGACUAAAAAGUGGUGAAUUUUAGUCAUAUUCAGGUCAUUUUAGUUUGACUGUAGCAUUAGCCAACUAAAUCUUCCCAAAAAUAUCAUGAAUGAAGUCAUAGAGGAAUGCGUUAUUAAAGACCUCUGACAUAUUUGGGAGCAUCAAUUCUUUACCCUGAGGUGAAAUUUGUAAUCUGGAUUGAAUUCACCUGGUGAACUUUGCCAUAAACAGACAGCCCUCCUCUCCUCCAGCUGUUAGCUUUAGCCUCCAGUACCAAGAAAUUCAACUUUCAACUAAAGAAAGACACCAAGAGGUAAGACAUUAACUGCUCAUAACGCUUCAACAGAACCUCACAUCAACAACCCUGAGCUGUCUCCUUUAGGUUUUCGUUUAAAAGGCAACAUGUGUAGUUGUUUUUUUUUUGUUGUUUUUUUUAUGUAAAUGAGCAACAGUUCUGUUUGAACUCAUCAAACAUUACGAAGCACAUCUUUGAGAACACAUAGAGUGCAUUUCUCUUUUCAACAAACAUCUGCAGAGCCAGACUUUAAAGCCGCACUUCAAACAUCAGAGCGCUGUUGCAGAAAAUGAGCAAAACUGGCACCAAAUCCUACAGGGGACCUUCAAAAGAAACGCUUUACUUCUCUCUGGCUUUUAUUUUGAUAGAGGGAACAGAAGGUUGAAUUUCCUAAAGGAAGUGAAACCAAAAAUUCAUUUGACUUGAUCACCUCAGUGGUUAACUGAAUAUGGUCACAAAAUGUGCCUUUGGUUUUAAUCCACAGGGCCAGAUUUGUGUGUUUAAUCAAAGCUCAUUUGUGUAAAAUAGAAGCCAGAUCAAAUUAAGCAGUUCUUCAUUAGGAUUUGUGUCACUCUGCUCUGUUUGGGGUAUUUUAACCCUCCACAGAUAGUGUUUUAUCUUUUAUUUUGAAAUGUUCCAACCAAAAUCACACCACCCAUUCACAUCAGGUCCAUCUUCACCUUUUAGUUCUAUUCUGUUUGAAUUCCUGUGAGUGAUUUUUGUAUUUUGGAUAUUUCUAGUCACUGUCAGGAAAUUACAGUGAACUCUUUGUACAAAGCGUAAAAAGCAACAACUGGAUUUACAUGCCCUCUUUAAAGAAUUUCUUUUACAGAAAUUUGUUGUUCCAGUGACGCCAGAGGCCGAUUGCUAUUUGCAUUAACUAUGCCUGAAUUUGCAGUUUAAAGAAAAUGAAUUAGUGGAGAAUGAGACAUUUAAAUAAGGGAACAAAUAUAAAAUCAACUAACAUAUUCACCCAUUAGCCCAGCUGGGUUUAACUCAUGAUAGAAUUAAAUAUAUUUUUUAAAUCUUAUGGAAUUGGGUCUAAUUAAAAAAAAAAAAAUCUUUUUAAAGUGUAGCUUUUUUACGCCUUUAAAACCUUGUUAUGCAACGGUUAAGUAGGGAAGUGAAAAGCUAGCGUUAGCAUGCUUUCUACUUUAUUCAAGUUGUGUCCACAGUACAAACGUAGGUGUAUAUUAAUCUAAACAGACUUAUUGUUUAAAAAUAAAAAAUAAAUUUUCUUUACCUUUUAAAGUUGGGUUAACUUCUGCAACAUUUGUAAUUUCAAAUAAAACUUCGUUUUUCUUGGCAGCUAAAGCUAAAAGCUAAUCAGAUUGGGCAAAGAUGGAAGCAGAUUUUUACUCUUAUGUCAAACAGCGCUUCAUCCACAGAAUCUUAUAAAUCUUAAAGCUGACAUCUUUAUAUAAGCAUGCUAAACGAAUGGGGUUUUGCUUUUUUUAUUUGAGUAUCCUAUGAAAGUAUGGCGCACCCGUUUAUUGCAGCUGAGACAAUAAAUCUCAGCUAGUUUAAAAAUUAAAAGUUCAAACUAAUUUUAAUUGAUUGGUUUUAUCGUCACUGUCUCCUGCUUUCAGCUGUAAACUGGUUGAGCUGCGUUUGUGUGCCGUAUACCUGUUAGUCGAUGCCUCCACCUGAGCUUCAUCUUCUCAAUUUCUCCGUCACUCAAUGGCUUUUUCUCUAAUUUUCCGCUUAAAUCACCGUCACUUCCUCAAUAGCUGUCUCUGUCCAGGGUGCCAUUCUGUUUAUAUAUAGCUAUAUGUAUAAUUGAAAACAAUAAUUUAGAAAAUAAAAUAAUUGUGUGCAAGUUCUAAAAAUAAGACAUUUGCUUUAGAAUACAUUUCGUCCUUAACCUUUUAUUUUUGUAUACUGAGAAAACCUUUUUGCUAGAGCACUUUUAUACACACAGACAAUUCAGACUCUCUUAAAAACCUGCAUCGAAAUAGCAUUUAUUAAACCAUAAGUCUUAAAAUACCUUUGACUUGAUUGGAACUCCUUUAGAGGGUGUAUGUAAAUCCACUUCCCACGCAGAGGGUGACGACAUUCGUCCUCUCACCGCACAGUAAGGGUCAUUCUUAAUGCACUUUAUCUUCCGAGACUGCUACAGUAUAUGUCAUGACAAAUAUUAAGAUUGUUAUAGAGAAAAAAAUAUAUUUUUUGUGGUUUGAAUUCAUCUUUAACUUCUUGUAUCCCACGCUUUUGUUAACGCCGUGGCGUCACGUACAGCUUAAUCAGGGGGAGAUGAUGUCAUGUAAUUCAUGAGUAAAAAUAAAAAGCAUGAUAAACCUAC